Messenger RNA from Penicillium salamii, 1947 nucleotides. The record is from the annotation of a GenBank genome assembly. Lineage: Eukaryota; Fungi; Ascomycota; Eurotiomycetes; Eurotiales; Aspergillaceae.
AUGACUUCUGUCACGGUGUCUACUCCGGUGAAGAGCCACCACGGUCUCUUCUCCACCAAGACGGCGGGAGGUCGUAUUCCUCUCAGCCCCUCGCCAAACCCCCGAGCAGGUGGCCAAGAGUCGCCCUUCACUCCUCCUCCUCGCCAGUCCGACUCGAGCCGUGGACAAACCAAGUCAGUAUACGGUGGAAACUUGUCCGCCCACUUUGCCAAGUCAUCAGUCUCUACAAAAUCCUCGGCUUCCACAAAGACCUCUGCGUCCGCCAAGUCUUCAGCACCCACCAAGUCCUCCGUUUCCACUAGGUCCUCUGUGUCCAAGGCAGCUCGCCCCACAUACCGUGAAUCACCCAAGUCGAACAUUGCUCGCACCCGCAAGUCCCCAAAGCACCUGGAGCUUGGAGUGUCUGACUGGACUUUGACCGGUACAAGCGCCACAUCAGCCAACACACCCUCUAAGGAGCGAGUGCGUAGAGAGACUGCUCCUCGCACCCGGUCCAGCAAAACCACCGUCCGCAUCUCCCACAAUGCAGGUGAUCGUUUCAUCCCAAACCGAUCUGCAAGCGAAGGUCUUGCCACAACUGGGGCUGCGAAGCCUGAAGAGGGACAACGCCCCAAGAGCGGUGGAAAUGGAAGUGAUGGCACCUCCGUCAUCGCUUCAGCAGCCAGUGCCAGUGCUUUUGACAUCGGUGCUCGCGGAUUCGAUGAUGACCUGGCUUCGGCUUUGGAGAACAUGGGCCUCGAAGACAACGAGCCCUCCACCUACACACGCCCAGCACCAGAGGCGACUGCUUAUAAGUCUUCCCUCGCUGAAGCCUGUGGGGUGAGCAUGAACACUCGCAUUCUUGCAUUCAAGCCUCCUCCUCCUGAGUCUUCCAAGCCCAUUGAUCUUCGUGCUCAGUACAACCGUCCCCUGCGUCCCGCCAAGUCUACAGCUGCUCAGUUCCGUCGCCGCGUACAAACUGCCCCAGAGCGUGUUUUGGAUGCUCCCGGUCUCUUGGAUGACUACUACCUGAACUUGCUCGAUUGGAGCUCGGGUAAUCAGGUUGCUAUUGGUCUUGAGCGGAAUGUCUAUGUUUGGUCUGCGGAAUCUGGAACAGUCAACUGCCUGUUGGAAACAUCUCCUGACACCUACGUCAGCAGCGUUAAGUGGAGUGGCGACGGUGCCUAUGUUGGAGUUGGCCUGGGUACUGGUGAAGUCCAGAUCUGGGAUGUCGAGGAGGGCUCCAAGCUGCGUAGCAUGUAUGGCCACGACUCCCGCGUCGGUGUCAUGGGCUGGAACAAGCACACUCUGUCUACUGGAGCUCGCAGCGGUCUCGUCUACAACCACGAUGUUCGCAUCGCCGACCACAAGAUCGCCGAGUUGGUCUCUCACACCUCCGAAGUUUGCGGUCUCGAAUGGCGCGCCGACGGGGCUCAAUUGGCCACAGGUGGAAACGACAACCUUGUCAACAUCUGGGAUGCCCGUUCUCUUACAGCCCCCAAGUUCACCAAGACCAACCACCGCGCCGCCGUCAAGGCUCUCAGCUGGUGCCCUUGGCAAUCCAACCUCCUCGCCACCGGUGGUGGUUCUUACGACCGUCACAUCCACUUCUGGAACACUACCACUGGUGCCCGCACCAACAGCAUUGACACUGGUUCUCAGGUCACCUCCCUGCGCUGGAGCAACCACUACCGCGAGAUUGUCAGCUCCAGUGGAUUCCCUGACAACUCUCUCAGCAUUUGGAGCUACCCUACCUUGGUCCGCAACGUGGAAAUCCCUGCUCACGAGACCCGUGUUCUUCACAGUGCGAUCAGCCCCGAUGGCCAGAUGCUUGCCACCACUGCUGCCGAUGAGAGCUUGAAGUUUUGGAAGAUCUUCGAGCGCAAGCCUGGCACCACUGCCUCCGCUUCUCGCGAGGGUGGUGUUGGCAGCAAGGCCCAGAUGACCAAGUCCAUGACCAUCCGUUAA